ACGCCUGCUUGUAGUCAAUGUCUCUGCCUUGUGGAUAUCGAGUGUCGCACGCUGUUGGCGAAGAUUUCCGGGAAUCGAGACCGUAUCAUUAAUUUCUUAUGAAUUACCGCCGAUCGUUUUAGGAGACGACGCUAAUGUAUGUCAAGAAGUGCGUUGAUUAGUAUAAAUCCUCUUAUAAGUUUUCAUGAACUGAUACCUUGGCGCUCACAAGCUGAUCGUGGGUGUGUGCGUGAGUGUCAUUGAGUGACAGACCAUCACUGCCACGCUGCACUGAUAUUUAUGACGGUCAACCCCCCAGCCAAGAUGUAGGCAAAAACAAAGCUGUGUGGGACCAUAGCUGCUAUGACGGUUGCCUGGUGCUCUGGUGAGCAGCCAGUGGUCCUGAGCAUCAUAACUAUGGCUGACCAUCAGGAUGAAUAGGCGUGGGGGCAAUAGAGCCAAGCGGACUGCAGAAUCCAAAGCUUCAAGCAGCUCUGGCCGUGGGUCAAAACCCAGCUCUCGUAAGGAGGGUGAACCUGCCAACCCACCUCCCUUGCCCAACACAUCAUCAGGGAGUAACGUAUCCCAUGGAAAGAAGGGAGAUGAUGGCAGUGGGUCAGUAAGAGUUCGGAAAGAUGCCUUGUCUAGUGGAGGCAAUGACACGGUUACCCGAACUGAGGGUGGCUCUCCUUCUGUGGCUCCUGGGGAUGACGCUGUGGUGAGUAACCAGGGCAGCAUCACCGACUCUGCCAUGCCUGCCGCCACAGUAAACCGUGGCCAGCGGGUCGGUGUUGCACAAUCUAGCCGGGAUGCCACAGUUACGGCUUCCUCCGCUGGGACGACUUCAGCCUCAGCUGCUGCAAAGGAGGAGAAGCAGCCAGUCCACGAUGUAUGCAAACUGCCCAAGAAGCGGAAGUUUCAUCCGUCAGACCUGGAGGAUAUGCAUGAGGGCCCAAGGCCAGUAGUGGGCCCCAGAAGCAAUCCAGCUUCAACUGUAUCAACAGUAGCUGAUAUGAGGAGUGUCUUGUCUACAGUUGUGGAAAGUCCAUCAGUCAGUGUAACUUUGCAAAACCCUUUAGUAACAGUGCCAACAGCAGUUGCAAGUAUAUUGGAGAACAAGCCACAAGAUCUCCGAGUCAACACAACUGGCACUGAUCUGGGUGGAAAUGGUUAUGUUAGUGGUGGUGGAGAUAGCAGUGGGCAUGAGAAACAAAAAUGUGAAGAGAACUUGAGCGACAGUCAACCUUUAAACAUGACUAGUAGUUCAACUAACACCGUUACUGUACACACCAUGCCAGUUCAUAAUGUAACUCCACAAAUGAUGACUGUACAUCGACAGCAACCACUCCCCCAAGUUACCAGUCAGUUGAAACUUGCACCUGCCACACAAGCCCCUCCUCCAACAAACACUGCCACUGUGUCAACGCAUAUACUGAAUCCACACCAGACUACACUAGUUACAAUUCCACAGUAUCCACAAGGUUCUCAUGCCUCUCCACAACAGUUGCAACUUCAUCAGCAACAACAGAGACAAAAGUUGCAGCAACAACAGGCACAGCAUCAUCUUCACCAUCAGCAACAUCCUCAUCAUCAGCAAAUUCAGCAUCAGCAGUCACAUCAUCAACAGCACCAGCAUCCAGUUCAUCAACAACAUCAGCACCAACAACCACCAGCACCAGCACCUCAACAACCACCUCAUCAUCAGCAUCAGCAACAACAACAGCAGCAGCAGCAGCAACAUCAGCAACAGCAGCAUCAGCAGCAGCAACAACAUCAGCAACAUCAACAGCAGCAGCAGCACCAACAGCAGCAGCAGCCACAACAACAGCAGCAGCAGCCACAACAACAACAGCAGCAGCAGCAGCAACAUCAACAACAGCAGCAGCAACAGCAGGUUCAGCAGACCCAUCAUCAUCAGCAUUCUUCACAGCAGCCCCAACAAAUCCAGCACCAGAUGGGACCUGGGGGUCAUCACCAGGUCCACCUGCCACAUUUAGUGCCACCAGUUGCACAUGCCCAAACUAGUGGGUCUCAAGGCACCAACGACCAUAUGUCACAGUCACCAGGUGCAAAGGUGGAGUUCUCUCAGCCAAAGCAGUACACAGGCUUUAAAAGUGUUGUUGAUGCUGCAGCUCAGGUCACUCUAUCCUCGCACCAUGUUUCUGGGGACACAAGAGAAGGUGGUGAAGUGCCUAGGACCCCAGAGAUGUGGUCUUCACAGCAGGGUGUAGCUCGAGCACCUGUUGACUUGAGUGAGUGGAAAGGGCAUAGAGUACUUGCUAAACGUGGCCCACACUACUAUCCUGCAGUGAUUAGGAGUGUUAAAAAUGGAUGUGAUCUUAUAGUGAGGAUUGAUGCUGAUCCAGCUAGUGAUAUAUUGUACAGCAAUGUUUUUACCACUGGAAAAUUUGAUGUUAUAAGUGAUGCAGUUCCAUCAGGGAAACAGCUAGUGGAAGGGGCACGUGUAGUGGUACGUUUGGAUAAGGAACAACAAAUGUUCUCAGAGGGUGUUGUGUAUGAACGUCAAGGUUCACCAACUUGUCAGUACCUGGUGAGAAUCAGUGGGGAGGCAGGCAGUCAGGGCUCAGCUGUUACCAAUAACCAUUGGCUGUUACGGCCACAUCUACGGUUGUUACAGCCUCCAUGGUGGGAGGACCUUGAGCCCCAUGGACAAUCAUCUGUCUUAUCCACGGGACCCCAUCAGUAUAGUUCUCAUAAGCCUGGUGGUUAUCUCCCACCAAGCUACCAGGAAACCCCAUCCCAGCACCUAGUACCUGCUGGACCUGCUUAUUCCAUUGUACCAACUAUCUAUGGUACCAUUACACCUCCCAAUAAUGUAACACCACCUGGCAGUGUAGCCAUGACACCACUCAGUGGUCAGUCAGGGUCUGCUGGUCUGAGCUCUGGGUCUGAAGAGUUAAGGAGAAGACAUGAUGAAUACGACAGUGAUGAUGACCUUGGAAGAGAGGAUAUUACAUUUCCUUCAGACACAGGUCACUAUAGUGGUAACCACAGGUCGCUGUCCCUGACUCCAGGUGCUUUGGGUAGUAAAUACAUGGGGGAUCCCAAAAGGGCCUCUAUGCACAGCCGUGGGUCUACCUCAAGCCUGAUUGAGCAUGGCAGUAUUGGGACCACCACACCAAGAUCAACUCCAGUGACACCAAGAUCUGGAACUGCAACCCCGCUUAAGUACAAGAAAGGAGAGGUUGUCACCACUCCAAAUGGUAUUCGUAAGAAAUUCAACGGGAAACAGUGGCGGCGGCUCUGUGGGAAGGAUGGAUGCAGCAAGGAGAGUCAGAGACAGGGAUAUUGUUCCAGACAUCUUUCUAUGUACGGCAAGAGGCUUCGAAGUUCAUCCAUUACCUUCAGUGCUGGGAAAGACACUCCGAGUGUUGAAGGGAACUGGGAAGAGAUGUCAUGUGAUUCGGACACAUCUCCAAACUUUAAUCUCACUGCCCCAAGAUCCCAGGAUGAAACAGAGGCUGCAAACAUGCUGAUGACGCUUAGCAACUCCUCGAGAUCUACAACCCCUGCGGGCGGUUUCUCUCCAACAUCCAUCUCACCAAGAGCUAUCCAGAGUCCUGUAACUGUGGGUCCCAGAGGAAAUGUCUUUAUGCCCAUCUCUCAACCUGGCGCCCCUAUUACAUCUCCUACUGGUCGCCAGUGGGCUUCGCACGACCAUGUCAGUAGACAUCCUGCACCAGCUCUCCCUCAAAGACAGCCUAUUAUUCGGCCAGAACUAGUUCGUCCAGUGACCAAACUGCCAUCAACAGUUAGCCAAGCAACGGGUGGCACGAGUGUGAUCCGAGCCUCCCCUAGCCAUGCCAUGCCUGUGGGUCAACCCCAUAGUGUAUCAUCAGCCCUUAGUAUUCAGGGUCCUCAGGCGACUUUGGCAAUGACAGGGCCCUCAGGCAUGAGGCUGCAUCAGGCACCUGAUUCUGUCAUACAAGAUGGAAGAGGUGUCCUUACUAUCCACCCUCAUGUGAGCACCUUGAGCAGCCAGGUGAUUACAACCUCUUCCCAGGGCCAUCAUGAGAAGAUUAUGGAUUCAGGAGAAGCAGUUGCCUCAGAAGCUGGUCAGUCAUCUGCAGUCAUCCUGGAGAAAGCUCUCACCUCUGCCAGUGAAUCCAAACCAGAUUCUGAACCCCAACCCCAGGAUCUCUCUAAUAGAUUUCGGCCAAUUGAGAGAUUGGGGUUUAGUAAUGAACAACCCGACAUUGUAGACAUGAAGUCGGGGAAUGAUGGGGAAGGGCACAUGGGAGGUUCUGGGGAGCAGGAAGGACUGUUGUUGCGUGCCAGUAGUGCUGCUGUUAGAGAAGGUAAAAUAAAUAUAUCAGAUCAGACAACUACAAUAGAAACUGUAGGUAUCAAAAAAGAGGAAACUCCAAAUCAGAGGACUGUUGUAAAAACGGAAGUGAUGCCACUAACAACCUCAUAUUUAACUGGGCCAAACUCAGGAGCUGUGAUAAUAACUCAGCCAAGAAGCCAUGUGUCACUUCCUUCUACAGACCAUGUUAUGGUUGAUGCUUCGUCUGGGAAAGAGGAGGAGGGGAGGGAAGUUACUUGGGAUCAACAACAAAACCAACCCAUGUAUCACUGGAGUCAACUUGUUCCUCUCAUUACUACACCCAAUAGGAAUGCAAAUAAUCAGCAGCCGCCAAAAAACGAGAUUGAAGUCAAACCAGCAACUAACGGUGAUGUGAUAACUAAUGGCAAGGGCAUCGCAGAGAGCAUGAAUGAUGGAGUUGCUGGGAAUAACAGAACGAGAGAAGAUGGACAAGAGCGGAGAGAGUCAUGCAGUCAGGAAACGGACUUCGACAUGACGGCGGAUGAUGAUGAUGUUUUCCUGACUGAUCUAGAUAACACUGCCAGUACGAAUAACAAGAGAAGAACUCAGUCCUUGGGAUCAUUUUCAGGGAAGGAGGAGCCAAAGAGUCCAAGAAAGGGUAAAGGUGAGAGGGAGCACAUACGAAGACCAAUGAAUGCAUUCAUGAUCUUCAGCAAGCGACAUAGGCCAUUAGUACAUCAGCGAUACCCUAACCAAGAUAACAGAACUGUUUCUAAAAUCCUAGGAGAAUGGUGGUAUGCCCUAGGCCCUGAAGAAAAGCAGAAGUAUCACAGCCUUGCCUCUGAGAUUAAAGAGCAUCACUACCGAGCCCAUCCCGACUGGAAAUGGUGCAGCAAAGAUAGACGCAAGUCAUCCACCAGUUCUAAUAAGGGGGAUGGUCCCCCAUAUACCCCAGGAGGACCAAUAUCGGAAGGAAUGCCUCUUACUCCAGGGGGCCCUAACAGCAGUGGCCCACCCUUGACUCCAAAUGUCACCUCUGCACCACUCACCCCUGGUCCCCAGGAUCCACCCACCUCCACAGCAAGGAAAAUCCCAAGCUCUAUAUCAGGAAACCAGCUGACCAUAUCACAACCAACCACUAUGACUAACAAUGUGCAGAUUUCAGUGCCUGGACAUGGUACAAAUGCCAGUGGGCCAAGAAGAGAUACCAUUGGCUCAGAGGUGUCAGACGAUGACUCCAAGAUGGUUAUAUGUGAGGAAGGAGCAGCUGAGGGGAAUGGAGAUAAAACAAGUGUUAAAACAGAUGUGAAUAGUGAGAUAGAUUUAGCGUGUAAAGAGCGUGUAGGUGAUUCAGAUUCUGAGACUCAGAGUGACACAGAAGUUAGUGAACGGUUGCGAAGACCUUAUUCUCCUCCAGGUAGUGGAGAUGUUAAGUACAAGCCCAAGCCAAUUAAAGGAAGACCACCUCUUUCAACAGAAGAAGUAGUUACACUUUAUGGGCCAACAGGUUCAGCUCAGUUAGGGGCUGACCAGCUUAAUGCUGCUGGUAAACCGUCACCUAUUCACUUGCCUUCUACCCCAACAUUCCACAUGCCUUCUACAUCUUCAUUGCAGUCAACAGGCAGUGCCUUCAGCAGGUCAAUGCCACCUUCCCCAAAGGUGAGGAGUGUUGGAGAGAACAAUAUUCUACAGCAAGAGAAUGAAAAAGGCACAGGGUCCUCAGCCAACCUUGGUGCCAAUAUCAAGAUCAUUAGCAAUGUGUCUUCUCCAGCUGGGCAACGGACUGUUAUGAAGACCAAUCAAAUCAAGUCUAUUCAUAACCUCACUGUCACCACCCAGGAGAGGAAGCCUGUGUUAGUUGACACACCAAUUAGUCUGCGCACAAGCAAGAGUGACAGCAAUAAGACUAACUUAGGAGGUGUUGCUGGCACAGGUGUUACACUCCCAGCUGGAACACAGGUUAUCCCAAGCAGUGGUCAGCAGGUAUAUCACUCUGGGAUCAUCACCACUACUGCUUGUUCAACCACUACAUCUGGAGGAACCAUUCCUAAAACUGCCUUUUUAAUGUCACCAGGCCAAUAUGCCUUACUGAAUACUGGUGUUAAAGGUGGUACUUUAGUGGCCCCUGGUGGAAACUCUCCUAUGCACGUCACCAAUGUGGUAGUGAAAACAACCCCAGCAACCCCAGUUGGUAGCCAACCAAGUGUAACCAAAGCAGUCUCAACAGGGUCUGGUCAACCAACACAUGUGCAAUACCUUGUUCCGUCUUUCACUCAAGAUGGCAAGCUGAUACUGGGAAGUAACUUAAUUGUGUCAGCAGACCCUGCUAAACAGUUGACUGUUACCCCAGUCUCUUCCGCAGCAGGAAUGAGGAUGGUUCCGUCCACAGGAGUGACGACCACAGAUCCAGGGGGUGUCAUCAAAACCAUAACAAUGGCUGGAGUACCGAAAACUACAGUUGCUUCACAAGCUCAGGGAAUGGUGUUGAUCUCAGGGUCACGACAAGGAAUUGGAACUGUUGGACCUCAGCUUGGAGUUAGUCAAGCAGUUUCCCUUACACAAGCAUCUUAUCAGACACUCCCUGCAGGUCGAGGGUCAGGAGGAGCUGCAGCAGUUGUGACAAACUCUCCAGCUGCAGGGUCCAUAGCUGCCAUAUCUUUUCCUGUGCAGCAGUCAUCACCUCCACAACAAUUACAACACUCACAACAGCAACAGCAGCAAAUACAACAGCAGCAGCAACAGCAACAACCACCUCCACAACAGCAGCAACCACAGCAACAGCAGAAGAUAAAAGCCCAGGUAGCAAACAUACCUCUUGCAACCACAGGGUCUGGCAUAGCAGGAGCUGGAACUGAGGAAGAGAAUUUAGAUGAUAAACCAAAAUUUAUUCUUGCACCAACCCCUGCCCAGCUAGGCAAAGCUCCAAGGCAAAAGAGACAGUCCUCAACAGGACAAAACUCUGCAAUAGCAGAUACCCCACCACAACUGUCUCCAGAUAUAAAGAUGGCACCCCCACAACCACCCAGCGGAGAGACCAAGGUGUCUCCAGGAGGAGGCAACAGUAGUGAAAGUGAUUUAGCUGGAGUUCAGCACAUGGCAUCGGUUCCCCCAUCUCCCAGUGGGAAGAAAAGUUUCUUCAAGAAAAAUAUAGAGGAUGGCAUGGACAAGGUCUUAGAACAAGUAAACUUUGAACAGAAGUUUGGGGCACUCCCGGAGUUUAACCCUGAUGAGGUCCAGUCUCCAAAUGUUAACACUAACACCGUCCCUUCUGUUCCAUCAUCCCCUCGCACAUUUAUCAGUUCAUAUAGAAAGAAGAGAAAGCUUUCCACUGGAGGUGAGGAAUCCGAGGCCGAAACCCCCAUGAGCGUCACCCCCCACCUAACUCCAUCACUCACUCCCUCAUCCACACUACAGGGAUCCAAGUUCUUCCCUCCUGAUUUCAACCCUGAAACUUUCAAAGAGCCCAGACCUGAAACAGCUGAUAUAGACUCUCCAGCUGGUGGACGUUCACCUAGAACCCCCAAAACUCCACGUGAUGCAGAUAAAAGUCACUCUUCCCUAAGACAUAUUCUUGACCAGCGUCGCGCUCUUGUCAUGCAACUGUUUUCAGAAUAUGGCUGGUUUCCAUCUAACCAGGCAGUAUCAGCAUUCCAAGCUCGUAAUUCUGAUAUUUUCCCCACCAAGAGCUGCCUUAUCUUAAAGAUUCGUGAAGUACGACAAAAAGUUCAUCAGAACACUCCAAAUACCCCAGGUGUACCAAGUAGUCCCAACCCAGCUGCUGCUGCUGCAUCACAUGGAGCACCAGUGCAUCCCCAACUUUCUCACAAUAAUCAUAACAGUGCAAGAGGAUCCCUACCUGCAGCAGUGCCAACGUCAAGCCAAGCCUCCGCCACGCUCCCCGUGACCACGUAAUGAUAAAUUAUUGCUAGAUUGUUAAGUCAUUGUUAAUUUUCAUUUUGUUUUACCGGUGUCAAACAUCAUAAUAAAAGAAAUAUAUUAUUGGUAUCUCUAGUGCUUGAUAUUAUCAACAAGUCUGUGAUUUUUUUCCAUCAAUAUUCAAGAAGCUAUAGUUGUGAUCAGUGGUUUUGAUGAAUCCUCCACUGUAGAUCCUGCCUGCCACCCAUGCUGCCCGUGCAUCGUUGCUCAAUUGUUGCCUCUGUGAACUUGUGGCAGGAUCAGUGACUUCGGACUUUCAGUAUGACAGUAAAUAAGGUAUAUUUGUCUAUGUGGAAACUGUUGAACUCAGAGGAACCUCAGAGGAUCAACUCACUGGUGAUGUCACAGAUAUCAUUUAGAUGUUGCUCAUAUUUGAACUGAUGAUGCUUCAAUGUUUUUACCCAAGAAGACAUCUAAUGGAGACCUUUAAUCAGCAUAAAUGAAAAGGUAAAAAAGUUUUAAAACAAGUUUUGUAAUUUUCAAAUAGCUCUGCCUAAGAAGUGAUAUAGUUUGUUAUUACAAAGUUCUAGUACAUUAUCUGAUUGCUUGGAAUUUUUACAACUGUCUUGUAUUUUGUAUUGUAAGACAUAUUACUUGCGUGUAUGUGAGUGUUGUGUUUGUGUAUCUUUCUUUCUGUGCAACACAGAACAAUGGCUGAGUAGUUCUAAGGGCACACAGAGCUGAUGUGACGUGGCAUGAACCAGACGUAGAACCAAGGUGGUUUAGGAGGGAAGAGAAAUGAAUUUCAAGUUUUGGAAUGGAAUUCAGUAGGGUUGAUUUUUGUCAAUUGUUUCAGCUCCUCAAGCAUUAAAAGUUGUAUAAUCUCUCAUUGUAAUGAAUUCCACAUUUUUGUACAAUUUUGAUGGAAUCUGAUCGAAGCGGUUACAACAAACAUUAGGAGAAAUUAUUAGGGAUUUUAUGUAGGACUUUGUCAGAAGUUGCCCUGAAGUUUUCAAAUAUUAUUUCUUAGUAUUUUUGAUAUUAUCCUCUUGAUUCAUGUUUAAUUCUACUGUGUAAGGGACAAGCUCAAAGGAAAUAUUACCUGGUGUACACCUCUAAGUACAAGUGAAGCAGCAAUAUGUAUACUGAAUUUGUUGAGACUUUGGUGUUGGGAGGCUUUAUUGUAGCUACAAUUGGGCAGUUGAAUCUGAAAUAGAAGAUUGUGGCAUAAUCUAAUGUUAUAAACUUCUGUGAAACACAAACAUGAUGGGACCAGCUGUCAUGAGCUUCAGUAUAUCAUAAAGAGGUGCAUUAUCUCUUUACAUUACUGAGAUACAGACUCGCAUUCAUAUAUAACCUGUAAAAAAGGGGAGGGACACCAUCUUCCUGUAGCCCGUCUUUUACAGAAGGUGAAUGAACAAUGUGAAUAGUGUACAGUUGAAUCUCAUUGUAGUUAGUGAGCAUGAUCCUGUACCCUGUAUGAUGGGAUAAUUUAACUAUUUCCAUAAUGUGGUUGUUUAACAAACUUUCAGAGACUUGGUGUUUCAAGUAUUUAAUGUCCAAAUUCUCAGAGGUUGUUGUUAAGGUAGCAAGAAAGCAUCAUCUUAUCAACCUUAUGACUGGUGACAAUAAGGAUGAAUGUAAAGUGUUUGUACAGUGAUAAUAUUGCUCUAUGAUGCAGGUUAGAUGUUUUUGUUAUUUUUUAUAUUUUAUUAAUCAAGUUUGUAGAGUUACUGCAUUAGAAUACUGUACAAUUAAGAACAAUGCUCCCAGUUCACCAAUAUUACUUUAUUACAAGUAGUUAUAAGAAUUUGGAUAUGGAAUUUGCCAGAGCUCUGAAGCUGCACAUAUGGGUUACAAAUAUACCUUCAUAAUGUAAGAAACUUUUCUGUCUGAUUUCUUAGCUGUGAUAUUUUCCCUAUUUUCAUGUGAGCUUUAUCACACCUCUUGCUGGUGCCAGAUGAAGAUGACCCAUGAAGGAAGAGAUGGUGUGAGUUACUCAUCUAACCUGUCUAUACAUAGUCCAGAGUGGAGGGAUGUGGAUCACGAUUUUCUGUUGUACCAUUGAGAAGUAGGGCCCCCUCAGAGAGGAUCGUUUUCUUUGUUAUAUGUACUACAAGAGGUAUUAAUAGGAAAGAUGUCUAUAUCUUGUCAUUGGAAGACUGUAGGGCCACUAAAAGGAAGUGUUUAUUUAUCUCUCAACUGUAAUUCAUCUUUGGGAUCUCAUAAUUCAUGCACAUGUAUUAUAUUGUAAAAAGAUAGAGGAUGCCAUGGGCGGUAGUUGUUGGCAGCUUCCUUUGUUUCUGCAUUGAAUCAUGAGGAAUGAAUAUUCAUGGGAUCAUGUCCUGAAGCAAGUGAGACCACAUUUUUUUCCACCUCCAUUCUUUUUUUACCUUUGCAUCCUUCUUCACUCAGUAGGAGCAAAUGUGAAGGCAUGUGCUGUGGCAUUAAUGGCAGAUGUAUUAGUGCAACUUCUGCCAUCAUCUGCUUUGUAUUUGGUCUGCAAGCAAUAUGUGCCUCUCUUGUUGAUUCUGUGCAUUGUUGACUCAUUUAUUUGAGUUGUAGACUCAAGAGCUAGGUACACUCAUCAACAGGCUUUAGUGUUGAUCUUAUUGUUUUCCUCUUUAGUACUUAAAGAAUGAAACAAAUUCGUUAGCUGCCAUUAAGAUAUCUGAUUUUUGUUUACUUUUUUAUUUAUUUAAUUUAUAUUUUUUAUGAGUUUCCUCCCCAUUCUAUAUUCUUCCUUCAUAAAAUGUUAUGUUUGUCUUCCUAGAAUGUCUUCUUUUUCAUAGAUUUUUUUUCUUUUUACUUUUUUUUUUUUCUUUAUGUGGGAUAAAUUGUAAGAAAGUGAGUUGUUUGUUGAUAGAAGCAGUUCCUACUUUUUUGUGGCAAUUCAUAACAGUUUAUUGUUUUUUAUGUCCUUAAAUACCUCAGCAGUAAUUACAAGCUUAGUGUAGCUGUUCAAGAACUAUAUGAAUUAUAUUUCAGUACAGGUAAAACAGGUGUUUUAUACAUAGUUUUCAAGGAAAAGCUUCAUGCCAUAUUUUUUCUUUAUAUUCAUUUCAUAAUGAUGAUUAUAUCAUCUCUGACAAACCCCUCUGAUCUCAGAAAUUUAUCCCAUGGGCCUUUGUAUAGUCUAGAAGUAUUGCUAGAUUUCUAACAAUUUUAUCAGUUGUUUGUAAAAUGGAAAAUUUAAAGGUAUGCAAAGAAUAAUUAUGUUACUGUUGUAAUGCUGGCUAGGUGACUGUUGCACCAUUCCAGAUGUAGAUUAAACACAGGGAAAGGGAUCAGUGCUGCUGUGGUCAUUAAAGUUGAAAUAUUCAAGUAAAUCACCAUCAUCCAAUUGCUUCCAUGUAUAAAUAUUACAUAUAAUUGUAAUUUUAUAUAUUAUAUUUUUUUCAUAUAUCUGUUUUUUUGUUUAUGAUUGUUUGAAAUGAAUUUUCUCAAUUUGCUUUUAUUGAGUUAACUGGCCAGUUGUUAUUUGUGAGUAAUAUGCCAAAAGAUAAUUUAGUGUUCUGCACUAACUUUCAUAUUUCAAGGGAACUCUUUGUUUGUGAUGGAGAUUGUGGAUCUUCAGCCCAGAGUUGUGAUGAAGCCCAGCACCUAUUGUUCAUGAUAGGAUAGCAUAUUUGUAAAGGAGACAGCCAAGAUGUAAAGAAACUUGUCUUUGUAUUUUUAAAGUUAUAUUAUGAAUGUGCAUAAAAAAAAAAUUGGGAAAUUAGACAGGACAUCUUUCAGAUUAUGUGACUUAAAAGUUGUACCUCAAGACAUGCAUAAAUUUACCUAUCCUAGUGGUCGUCAUAUUUCCAUGUAAUCUUACUUGCCGUUUGGUGGUAUAUAGUUUCUCAUUUAGUCUGGGAAUUUGGAAAAGUUAUUUGUACCUUAGAAGAUGUUUAAUUUUAAGGACAUUUAAGAUUAUGCAGUUAUAAAUUAGGAAAUAUGGCAAUGCAAGCAUUAAGGUAUAGAAACAUGUAAUCUAUGUCUUUCAAGACUUGACAUUGAUUUGAAGUGUAAGUUUGUGUUUGUCAUUAAUAUAUAUAUAUUUUUUUCAUAUCCUUUUGUUGUGUGAUUCAUUUUGCACAUAAUCCCUAAGAUGCAAAAUGACUGUUUGCCAAUAUUUUGCUGUCAUGAAUGUACAGGUGCUGAAUAUGUAAGAUAUUGAAGUUGACACCAGUUAUUGCUUUCUGUUACAGAUGGGUUGACAGUACUUUUAUUAGAAGAAUUUAUUGUUUUGAUUUUAACGGAACCUCUUUGUUAAACAAGGAUAGGUGGAUUUUUUCUUUUUUCUCUUUUAUUUCAUCUCUAUCUGUCCCAUUUUCAGUUGUUAUAUGUUAAUUGUUAUUUUUUCCUUAUGGGUUACACUACAAUCAUUAGAACAAAUGUCAGAGACCAGCAUAAGACCAGUGAUAUAAUAUGUGGUGCUUUUUUUACAAAUAUUAAAAUUUCAUUAUUAUUUUUAUUUUAUUUUAUUAUAAUUUUUUUUUUUUUUUACAUCAUUAUUUUGUACAUCAUCCUCAUCUUUGUCACUAUCAUCAUUGUCAUAAUUACUGUUAUAAUUACAUUAUUAUAAUUAUUGAUGUUACUGGUUUUGUUAGUAAUGUCAGUAUCAUUAUUAUUAUUAUUAUUAUUAUUAUUAUUGUUAUUAUUAUUGUCAUUAUUAAUUAGGUAGUAAUUAAUAAUAAUAAUAAUUGUUAGCAUUAUCAUUAUUAUAUUAUUGUUAUUAUUUUAUUAUUAUUAUUAUUUUAUUAUUAUUAUUAUCGUUAUUAUUAUUAUCAUUAUUAUCAUCACUAUUAUUAUUCAGAAUCAUUAAGUAUUAAAAGCUAUUUUUUAAUUUUUGUACUUGUCUUCAGUCCUCAUCAUUGUGGAUCAUGCUGACAAAAAGAAAUACAUUAUCCAUAAGCUUGGCCAGUGUGACCUAAGUUGAUGACUUAGAUGAGGCUCAUUUUAGGCUUUGAUAUAUAUAUAUAUAUAUAUAUAUAUAUAUAUAUAUAUAUAUAUAUAUAUAUAUAUAUAUAUAUAUAUAUAUAUAUAUAUAUAUAUAUAUAUAUAUAUAAUGUGUAUAUAUAUAAUGAAUUUGAGCCCUUUGAACUGUUACUCAGGGUUCAUAUAUGACCGACAUAUAAACAGGCAGGAGUGAUUUUUUCUGUAGCAAAACAGAAAAUAAAUGUUUGAGACAUGUGUGCCAUAGCUUCAGGCAGUUUUAGUAAAAAUCAUUUGAGUUUUUCCUGUUAUGUUCCACAAAAAGUGCAAUUUUUGAACAUUGAGUGAAGUUAAUUCAGCUGUGACAUCUUAUUGUGUAAAUUCAAGAUAAAACUUCAGAAACAAGUGCAAAAUUAUAAUAAGGUUUUCCAACCCAAAGAAGAAUUGCAGUUAAUCCAAGAAACAUUCCUUCCAAGUGGAGCAGAGUGAGGAAUGUAGUGUGUGACCCCUAGUAGUUCAUAAGUGGCAAAUAGGAAAAAUGAAGCAGUAUUCAUAUGUAAUUUUUUAUUGUAUAAAGCUGUACAGUUGA
Penaeus indicus is the source of this 13652-nucleotide messenger RNA. RefSeq names its product protein capicua homolog (gene cic). Lineage: Eukaryota; Metazoa; Arthropoda; Malacostraca; Decapoda; Penaeidae. The record is from RefSeq and is a predicted model, not a curated record. Bases 413 to 8179 code for a protein of 2588 amino acids. The transcript has 20 exons. Gene Ontology annotation, molecular function: RNA polymerase II transcription regulatory region sequence-specific DNA binding; DNA-binding transcription factor activity, RNA polymerase II-specific. Gene Ontology annotation, cellular component: nucleus. Gene Ontology annotation, biological process: regulation of transcription by RNA polymerase II.